This is a messenger RNA of Drosophila sulfurigaster albostrigata, 7019 nucleotides long. RefSeq lists its product as uncharacterized. Gene Ontology annotation, molecular function: plus-end-directed microtubule motor activity; ATP binding; microtubule binding. The record is from RefSeq and is a predicted model, not a curated record. Gene Ontology annotation, cellular component: microtubule. Gene Ontology annotation, biological process: mitotic cell cycle; microtubule-based movement. NCBI's taxonomy places the organism in Eukaryota, Metazoa, Arthropoda, Insecta, Diptera, Drosophilidae.
AACAGGCAAUUCUUUUGUCUGUGUAUUAUCGAUAUUACCACGACGCUGGUUUUAUGCUGAUUGUCGCGUUUGAAGAAGAAGCAACGCGAAAGCGGCAUUUGUUCGAAUUAACUGUAGAAAAGUCAAUGUAAAAUCGAAAUUCUUCAUGUUAACAAGUAUUGUCCUGUAUUGUGAAAUAUGUCCACGAAAAGCUCUAUUCAAGUGUGCAUUAAGGUGCGUCCAUGUGAGCCGGAGCUGCCUACAUUAUGGCAAGUGAAGGACAAACGAGCCAUUCAACCAUUGGACAGCCAGGCAGAUCCCUGUGUUUUCGAUUAUGUGUACGAUCAGGGCUCCAAUAACCAAGAAGUUUUCGAUGGCAUGGCAAAACAUAUCGUCGAAGCCUGUGUGAGAGGCUUCAAUGGCACUAUUUUCGCCUACGGUCAAACAUCUUCUGGAAAAACCUAUACAAUGAUGGGAGACCAGCAGAAUCCAGGCGUAAUGGUCUUGGCUGCCAAGGAGAUCUUCAAUCAGAUCACCAAUCAUAGUGAUCGGGAUUUCUUGCUUCGUGUGGGGUACAUCGAGAUCUACAACGAAAAGAUCUAUGAUUUACUCAACAAGAAAAAUCAAGAUCUUAAAAUAUUUGAAAGCAAUGGCAUGGUGAAUGUAAAUUGCGAGGAAUGCAUUAUAACCAGCGAGGAUGACUUACUUCAGUUCCUCUGCUUGGGUAACAAAGAGCGCACUGUCGGUGAGACGAACAUGAAUGAACGUUCCAGUCGAUCGCAUGCCAUAUUUCGCAUAAUCAUUGAAUCCCGCAAAGCCGAUCGCAGUGACGACGAUGCUGUGAUUCAGAGCAUACUGAAUCUCGUGGAUCUAGCUGGCUCUGAACGAGCCGAUCAGACUGGUGCAAGGGGUGCUCGUUUAAAAGAGGGAAGUCAUAUUAACAAAAGCCUUCACUUCUUAAGCAAUGUGAUUAAAAGUCUAGCUGAGAACGAAGAUAAUAAAUAUGUUAGUUAUCGGGACUCGAAACUGACUCGCAUUCUGCAGGCUUCGCUUGGAGGCAACGCAUUCACAUCCAUAAUUUGCACCAUUCGCCCAUCAAUAAUGGAGGAAUCGCAAUCCACAUUAAAUUUUGCAAUGCGUGCGAAGAAAAUCCAUCUAAAGCCACAAUUAAAUGAAAUUGUAUCGGAUGCGACAAUGAUGAAACGCUUAGAGCGUGAGAUAAAGUUACUUAAAGAUCGCUUAGCCGAAGAGCAAGCAAAAAAUGAAAGUCAGAUUAAAGUAAGGCUCUUAGAGCAGAGAAUUAAGACCGAUACGCUCAAGAUUAUUACAAGCAAUACAAUUACUGAUCGCAAUAAAAAUCGACGACGUACAUGGUGUCCAGCGUCAUCGAAUCUGGAGGAAACGUCCACAGGCUCUCAAGUAAUCCCAGUAGCUAAUGGGUCGAAUAAACCCCAUGCCAGUAUAAAACACUCAAAUUUACCGAAGCCCAGCUUCUAUCCUACAACUAACCGUCCAACCCAAAGAUUUUUAGCCGGGUCCAAAACUAUAAACAUUAUGAAAUCCCUGGAAGUCAAAGAAGAAACUAUGUCUGUAGAACCCAACUUUGAGCAGGCAACUCAUCAGCUCACCGCAGGACACUCCAAAAUGAGUACAAUUACUCUAACUCCAGCCUUAUCUCAAAUGGGGGCAAAAGGUAGAGAAUUGCUUGAACGCGAGCUUGUGGAGCUAGAAGCCUUCACAAAAAUAGAGCAACAGAUUAAUGCAGAAUGGGACGAGCUAAAUGAAAAGAUAUCUACGGCAACAGCUCGAGUUGAUGAUCUGCAGACAGAGAGACUAAAUUUGUUGCAGCGUUCGGAAGACUUACAAGCACAAUUCGAUGAUCUGAGGAAGUCCAAGGAGGAAGCCGAUAGAAAAAUUGCAAGUUACGAAGAGCAACUUAAAACGCUAAAAGCAACCGCGGAAAGAUUGGACAUGGAGAAUCGUGCUGCCGUCGAGCUGGAGUUUGAAUUUUCAAGUCAUAAGUCAAAAUCAAAACUAAGAGAAAAUGAAUUGCUUACAGCGUUGUCGGAAAAGGACAGUGCCAUCGAAAAUCUGCAAAAGUCGCUAAAUGAUCUGUCGAGUGAGGUACUACGGAACAGCAAAGAUGAUCAUAUGCGUUCCAUUUGCCCGGCUCUGGAAACUAGCUGCGAACUGAUCUGUCGCAAAUGUGUAGAUUUAGAACGCCUAUUAGAGGAAUAUAACAAUAAGCCCAAUGACAAAAAUGGUGCUGUUGCAAUUGAUUGUGAAUGUGAACAGUUACGAGCAGAUAUCGGCAACACUCGUGCUCAGCUUGAAAGCGUUCAGAAUGCCUAUAAGCAAAUAACCAGUGAUGUAGCUGAGAAGACAGAGUUGUGCGAUCGUCUAAGCCGUAAUGUUAUCUCUGCUGAGGAGGCCAAGUUCACGCUGCAAGGAAAAUGUGAUGAUCUCGAGCAAGCGCAGCUACGUCAUGAGGAGCUUAUAAAGAUAAUGCAAGACGAAUAUGACAAGAUUCAGCAGAAGUACAACGCUUUACAACACGAUUAUGAGAUAUUGGAACGCACUGCUAGUUCUACAGAAGAAGAGCACAGGAUGUUGCAGACUGAGAAUGAAAGUUUGCAGAGGGAAAUCAGUACAUUAAAACAAUGUGUUGAGGAAAUGCAAUUGAAACUUCUAGAAACAACUGUCUCCGAUGUUCACGAAGCUCUUGUACAGCAGCUUAAGACGAGCAAUGCGGAGCUCAUGGCAAACUUGGCCAAUAUGGAAACCAAAUAUUGCGACUUGCAGGGAGAAUACGAUGAUCUUUCCAAUCAGCUUGUUGAUAGUGUGCAAGACGGUGAUAGUUUGCGAGAACAAUUCAAUGCGCUGCAGGAGACUCUGAAAAAGACGCCAUUGGAGGCAGAUCAAUUGCAUGCACACAUUGAACAACUAGAAAAAGAAGUUAAUGAAAAAAAUCAGCUUUUGGAAGCCACCGAAAGCACAAUAAAUGAGAUGCGUGAACAGAUGACAAAUCUGCAGUCUGAGUUGCUGGAGAAAUCUGUGAUAGUAAACAAAGUGGAGGACUAUCAACGUCAGAUCGAGUCGCUCGAGAAACAACAUGCCGAAAUGACGAUGGUCUGCGAAGAGCUACAGGAGAAGGUUAAAGAGACCACUAUUAACGAUAGUUUGUCCAAGAGCACAAGUACUGUUAUUGCGCCUGAUAUUGAUUUUGAGCAGGAGCAAGAAAUUGGUAUUCUCAAAGAAAGGCUCGUCCAAUUGAAUGGCGAACUCAAACAGUUGCAGACUGAAAUUAAAAAACAAUUAAUUGUGGUUCAACAAAAGGAUGAACUUAUUGAAACGAUGCAAUUGGAGAUGCAGGAGCUAAAUGAGCGUUGUUUAUCCAUGGAUGUGCAGAUAGUAGAACUUCGUUCGAAUGUUCAACAACAGCAACAACUGCUUGAUCUGCAGGCUACCAAAUUGGCAGCCGAUGCCAAUCGAAUUGAUCAGUUACAGGAAUGCAAUGCAAAGCUAACAGAGCGCAGCAUUAAAGCAGAGGAAACGCUAGAGGAACGUCUCAAUCUGGCCGCGGAUAUUGAUAGCUCGAAAGCAGAAUACGAAAAGCAUCUUCAGCAUUUGCAAUUGACACUGGACACUGUUAGGGUAGAAUUCGCUAAACAGGAGAAGAUAAAUAAGGAUGAACUUGAUAAUGCUAAUUUAGAGUUUUUGCAAAAGAUUGAGUUAAGCGAGAGCAGAUACCGAGAGAACCUCCAUAAAUACAAUACCGAAUGGGAAGAUCGUUUACAAAAACUCAAUUCCGAAGGCGAAGCUAAAUUGUUGGCUGCUAAUGCAGAAAUUGCUGCUGAAAGGGAACAAUUUAUACAAGAAAAACACGAACUGGAAUCACUCUAUGAUGAGAGCAAGAAAACCAUUGUGGAUCUGCAAGAUAAGCUAAGCUUUAUGGUGGAAGACAAUGAGAAAGUAAAAGCAUACGCAGACUUCGAAAUAUUGUCUAAUGAAAAGCUUAAAAAUCUGCAUGAAAAAUACGAAAGACAACUGAAAGAUUUCGAGCAAUUAAAACAUGAUCAUCAACUAAACUUAGACAGCUUAGAACUGGAAAAGAACGCGCUACAAGCUGUUGUGGAUGAUAACAAACAGAUCAUUCAGCGUUUGACUCAAGAACUUGAAUCUGAACAAAAUGUGCGACAAAUCGAAGCAAGCAAAUUGAACCGUGAAUUAGAGAAUGCCAUAGAAGCUAAUAGUAAAGCAAAGUCUGAGUACAGCGAACAAUUGGAAACAUACACUGAAAAAAUUUGCGAUCUCCAAGAAAAAUUGAAACAGGCGAACCUAAUGGCCAGCGACAUUGAGAAACUUAAUUUAGAACGGCAGCAAAUACAAGAAGUUUUAGCAAAGACAAAGGAGCACAAUAUGUUAUUGGAAAAGAAACAGGCGAACCUAAUGGCCAGCGUUUUAGCUAAGACAAAGGAGCACAAUAUGUUAUUGGAAAAGAAAGCAGAAGAACUUGAAAGCGCAUUGUUAUUGGCUCAGAAUGAAGUAACGACACAUAGAACGCAGUUGGAGAGCUUGCAAUCGAAACUAGAUUAUACUCAGGAUGCGAAGAAUAACUUUAGUUCCGCGGAGGCCGCAUAUACUCAAAAGCUACAUGAAUUAGAGAAAGAAAUGGCGGAGCAGGCACAUCAAUACAAUCGCAGAAUAGAGGAAUUGAUAAGUUCAGAGGCCGAACUUAAGAUCAAGAUGGAAGCAUUGCUAAAGAGAAAGCUCGAAGCUAGGGCUUCGAAUGACGAACUGGCCGCCUCGCAAGAGCUCUUGAAUCAGGAACGUGAACAGAACGCGAAUUUGCAACAAAGCAAUGAUCAGUUGAGGUCGCAGCUAAAGGCUAAGCAAACUGAGUGGGACACCCUACAUCACACGCUGCAACAGCAAGAGACGCAACUAAAUGUUAAGCAAACUGAACUCAACAUUUUGCAAAAAAGCGCAGAUGAGGCAAAUUCGCAGCUACUUACAUUGAAGCAGACUCUUCAUCAAGCUGAGUCGCAGCUUGAACUCAAACAGACCGAUUGUGAUACAUUACAGCAGUCCUUGCAAGAAGCAACGUCUCUGUUAGACAGUAAGCAAGCCGAAUUCGAUGCAGUGCAGCUGACUAUAAAGCAGAUGUCAGAGGAUAACAAAAAGGCCCAUGAUUCGUUGGAAAAAGUAGAGUCGCAACUCAAAACAAAGCAGGCCGAAUGUAAUGCAUUGAAAGAGUCCUUGCAACUUGCAAGAGUCCAAGCAACUUGUGAAUUUGAAACAAAACAUGCUGCCUUCAAUGCGUUGCAGAUGUCGUUCAAGGAUCUGCAGUGUAAGUUAGAAGCCAAACAAGCGGUUGACUGUUCGUUGCAACAAGUAGAGUCAGAACUCAAGGCGAAGCAAGCGGAAUGUAGUUCUCUGCAGCAAUCAUUGCAACAAGCAGUGUCUCAGUUACAGAAUAAGCAAGAUGCCCUCGAUGCAUUGCAGCUAACUUUAAAUAAAACGCAGCUUCAGUUAGAUUCUAAGCAAGAGGCCCAUACUGCUGUGCAGAAAGCUGAGUCACAAAUCAAAGCGAAGCAAGCGGAAUGCAAUUCUCUGCAUAAUUUCUUACAAGAAUCAAGAAGCAACUUGCAUCAAGUAGAGUCUCAACUUAAAGCAAAGCAGGCUGAAUGUAAUUCUCUGCAAGAAUCAUUGCAGAAAGCAGUGUCUCAGCUAGACUCUAAACAAGCUGCAUUAGAUUCUUCAUUGAAACAAUCAGAUUUGCAGCUCAAAGCUAAGCAGACUGACUGCGAUUCAUUGCAACAGACCAUUCAAGAACUUAAAGCCCAACUGACGGCAAGUACCACUGAACUGAACAACAAAAAUGAGGAAAUGGACCUCAGAGCUAAAGAGUUACAAAUAGAAUUUGAUAAGCUGAAAUCUAAUAAAGAUAGUUUGCAAGCUGAACGAGAACGUUUGGAUGCAACCAUUUCUAGUUUAUUGGAGGACAAACGCAAUUUGGAGGAAAAACUUUCCAGUACAAAUGAGAUUAUGCAGAAAUUGGAGAUGGAUUCAAAAAGUAAAUCAAAUUGCAGUAAUAUUUCGUUUGAUUCAACUACAUCAAAUACCUCACCAGCUCCUCGAAAGAGUUUGGAUCGGGAUCAUCAUAUACCGCGGAAAUCGAUAAUCUCUGAGUCGGAGGUGCGCAGAAAUAGGCGGAUUAGCACUCACGACGAACGACGUCAGUCAUAUUGGAAUGAUUCCCGACACGUAGCCUGUAUGACAGAUCCUGUGGAUACCAACUGUAAUUGCACGGAACUCGAUCGUAAGCUGAAAGAAUGCCAAUUCGAGCUGUUCGUAAGGGAGAGCAAAGUGACCGCACUGAGCAUUGAGUUGAAAAAUCAUCCAUUGAAAGAAGAAAAUGCUCAAUUGAAGAAGCGCCUACAGGAAGAGCAGCAAAAGUCGCGAGAUGAAAUUAAGCGAAUGAAGAGUAAGAAUUCCGAUCUUAUGAGUAAAGUUAACGCAUUCUCCGCAUCUGCUGCCAUCUCGUCUAGCGCCAAUUGCGCUGCGAUUCCACAUCAAAAGCUAACGAGUGUUGAGACUCAAACAGAGUCCGACUUAGUGGUGGAGCUGAAAAAGACAACAGAGAAAUUAAACGACUGUAUCCAGGUGUGUCGACAUCGCUACAAUCAUAUAAAGGAUCUGGAAGAGAGAUUAAAACAGAAUGAAAAUAGCGAUACUUCCAAUAUUUCUUCCCAGACAAUCGGUCAAAUUAAUUUGCUUAAGUCCAAAUUGGAGAUACAGAAAAAGGAGAUAGCUACGCUCGCCAAUAAAUAUGAAUACGCCAAAAAGGCGCUAAAAUUGCGAAAAGAUGAGAUAGAAGAAUUGCGCAAAGGCGCUGGCACAGCCGUAACAGCAGCAUGUUCUAAAUAAUAAAUUGUAUUCCUUAGUAUUACUAUGUUUAGUGAUUAUUUGUAUAGUAUUUCAACAGUUGUUUACUUGUACUCAAUAUAAUAAUAUCAACGUUAAGCGUUCUAUUUAUA